CUAACUUCCACCCAAAAAAAAACUUUCGAGAAACUUUUAGUCAAACAGAAAACAAGCACCGACUGACUGACAAAGUGUCGCAACUCGCCUCACUCCCGUUUUAAUGAAACUUGAAUGUGUUUUUGAGCUAAAACAGAGGCUGCACAUCCACUUUGAUAACUUUUGAAUGAGCCGCUUGCGCAAAAAGUUGUUCCCGAUUUUUAUUUUAAUUUGACGUUUGGAUAAAGUUUUUUUUUCUUUAUCACUUAAAGACUCGUGAUGGCUGUCCUAUCACUAGCGUUACUUCUUGUAGGAUUUGUAUUGACUUCAGCUGACAAGGCUGGUGAAGUAGAUAAAGAGGACCAACUGAGGAGCCGUCUGAAGGAAUACGGCCUCGUCACUCCCUUCAGCACCGACUCCCAUGGACACUACCUGUCACACCUGCUCUCUGCCACCCACAAGCAGCGUGUCAAGAGGGAGGUGUUUUCCUCUGGUGAAGCUGAACAGAAACUUUUCUUCAACAUUUCUGCCUUCGGGAAGGAGUUCCACCUCCGUCUACGCCCCAACAACAGGCUGGUGGCGCCGGGCGCGAUGGUGGAGUGGCAUGAUGAGAUUCAAGGCUUCGGGAAUAUCAGCUACAGUGCUGGUGAUGAUGCCGAUAUGGGCGCCAACCAGACUGAAGUCUCCAGUGGGACGGAGAGGAUACUGCACCGGGAGCUGCUGAAGACAGACUGCACCUUUAUCGGUGACAUCACAGACGUACCCGGGGCCUCGGUUGCCAUUAACAACUGUGACGGACUGGCUGGGAUGAUUCGUACAGACUCUGACGAGUACUUCAUCGAGCCGCUUGAGAGAGGCACUCAGGAGCUGGAGGACCAGGGCCGGGUCCAUGUGGUUUACCGCAGGUCAGCGCUGCUGCAGGCCCCCUCCGACAUCUCUGUGGACUACCAGCUGCAAGAACCGGAGCUGGAUGUCCCCGGGACCUUGGACUCUGUAGCCCGGCAGGUCAAUGAGACUGUCCGCAGCCGUCGCCGCCGAGAUGCCGGGGAGGACGACUACAACAUUGAAAUCCUCUUAGGUGUUGACGACUCUGUGGUUCGCUUUCACGGCAAGGAGCACGUGCAGAACUACCUCCUCACUCUCAUGAAUAUCGUGAAUGAGAUUUACCACGACGAGUCACUGGGAGUCCACAUCAACGUGGUCCUGGUGAGGAUGAUCAUGCUGGGGUACGCUAAGUCCAUCAGCCUCAUUGAAAGAGGAAACCCAUCACGGAGCCUGGAGAACGUGUGCCGCUGGGCGUUUGUGCAGCAGAAAGGCGAUCCCGAUCACGCUGAGCACCACGACCACGCAAUUUUCCUCACUCGCCAAGGCUUCGGCCCCACGGGGAUGCAGGGUUAUGCUCCGGUCACAGGAAUGUGCCACCCCGUCCGGAGCUGCACCCUCAACCAUGAAGACGGCUUCUCCUCAGCCUUUGUUGUGGCUCAUGAGACCGGACAUGUGUUGGGUAUGGAGCAUGAUGGCCAAGGCAACCGCUGCGGGGACGAAACGGCGAUGGGAAGCGUGAUGGCUCCUCUGGUGCAGGCGGCCUUCCAUCGAUACCACUGGUCCAUGUGCAGCGGACAGGAGCUGAAGAGAUACAUCCACACUUAUGACUGCCUCUUGGAUGACCCCUUCAAACACGACUGGCCGCAGCUUCCUGAGCUCCCCGGCAUCAACUACUCGAUGGAUGAGCAGUGUCGAUUUGACUUUGGAGUGGGCUAUAAGAUCUGCACCUCAUUUCGAACAUUUGACCCAUGUAAACAGUUGUGGUGCAGUCACCCUGACAACCCGUACUUCUGCAAAACCAAGAAGGGGCCGCCUCUCGAUGGGACCGAGUGUAACCCCGGAAAAUGGUGCUACAAAGGUCACUGCAUGUGGAAAAACCCUAAUCAGGUCAAACAAGACGGCGCCUGGGGCUCCUGGAGCAAAUACGGCUCCUGCUCGCGCUCCUGCGGAACUGGAGUUCGCUUCCGGACACGUCAGUGCAACAACCCAGCGCCCUCCAACGGUGGCCAGGACUGCCCAGGAGUAAACUACGAGUACCAGCUGUGCAACACUGACGACUGCCCCAAGCACUUUGAGGACUUCCGAGCCCAGCAGUGCCAGCUUCGUAACUCCCACUUUGAGUUCCAAAAUGCCAAACACCACUGGCUGCCCUACGAGCAUCCCGACGCCCACAAGAGAUGCCACCUGUACUGCCAGUCAAGGGAGACAGGAGACGUGGCGUACAUGAAGCUGCUGGUGCAUGAUGGGACUCGCUGCUCAUACAAAGAUGCAUACAGUAUCUGUGUGCGUGGAGAGUGUGUGAGAGUCGGCUGCGACAGAGAGAUCGGCUCCAACAAAGUUGAGGACAAAUGUGGCGUUUGUGGUGGGGACAACUCCCACUGCCGCACCGUCAAAGGGACCUUCACCCGAACUCCAAAGAAACCUGGUUACCUUAAGAUGUUUCUCAUUCCUCCUGGAGCUAGACAUGUGAUCAUCCAAGAACACGAGGCCUCCCCUCAAAUUCUUGCAAUCAAGAACCAGGCGACAGGGCAUUACAUUCUCAACGGGAAAGGAGAGGAGGUCAAGUCCAGAAGCUUCAUCGACUUGGGCGUGGAGUGGCACUACAUUAUCGAGGACGACAUAGAGACGCUGCACACUGACGGACCUCUGAACGACCCCGUCGUGGUUCUGAUAAUACCCAAAGAUAAUGAAACACGAUCUACUUUAAUGUACAAGUACAUCAUCCAUGAAGACUCGGUGCCCGUUAACAACAACAAUGUGAUUCAGGAGGACACGUAUGAGUGGGCUCUGAAGAGCUGGUCUCCGUGCUCCAAGCCUUGUGCGGGAGGGUUUCAGUACACCAAAUAUGGAUGUCGAAAGAAAGGAGACACCAAGAUGGUCCAUCGGGGCUACUGUGACGCCAGCAAGAAGCCGAAGCCCAUCCGCAGAAUGUGUAACCUUCAGGACUGCACGCAGCCUCAAUGGAUCUCAGAUGAAUGGGAGCAUUGCACCAAAACCUGCGGCAGUCUGGGCUUCCAGAUCCGGACCGUUCGCUGCGUGCAGUUUCUCCAUGAGGGCACCAACCGCUCCGUCCACAGCAAGUACUGCAGCGGAGAGAAACCGGAGAGCCGCAGGCCCUGCAACAGAGUCUCGUGUCCUGCCCAGUGGAGGACCGGAGCCUGGUCAGAGUGCUCUGUGACCUGUGGAGAGGGGAUGGAGAGGCGUCUGGUCACUUGCCGAAUCGGAGAUCAAUGUAGUGGAGAAAAACCUGAAAAUGUGAGGCCGUGCAGACCAGGACCCUGUCACGAUGAGCCGUGUAAUGGAGACAAAUCCAUCUUCUGCCAAAUGGAAGUGCUUGCGCGAUACUGCUCCAUACCAGGCUACAACAAACUGUGCUGCGACUCCUGCAGCAAGCGCAGCGGGGCUUUGUCUUUGUUUUCGGAGGCGGCUGAGACGGAGGAGCAUGUCCGCUUCGGAUCAGCCUCGCAGCUGCUUGAGACACUGACGGCCUCUGUGGCGGCCAACGGCACCCGCAGCGGCAAACAAGUCUCAGGCAAAGCGUCCACCACAUUGGGCAAUGCUGCGAAACAAGUCACCACCCCGGCCCCGCUGAAGAAAACCCCGUCAAAGAUCACUACAGCACCACGGCGGGUCCCACGACACAUGGGUAUCACUGGCAGGAAGCUGCCCGCCAUGGCGCCAUCUCCCCUGGCGGAUCCCACUGAGGGUCAAAGGUCGAGCGGCUUUACAGAUAGUCGGUGGCCCACAGCGUAUUCUGAAGUGGAGAGAUGAAAAUGACGCCCUUCCCCGUUAGGACUCUUAAUGUAUACCAGAUAAUCCAGCUUCAUCCUGAGUCUUCUCACGCCAACAAACACCACAGAGAGAGAAACGGAGAGAAAGAAAAGUGCUGGUUCACUUUGUUGAGAAUUUUCCCUUCCCUUUUGCCCCCUCAUAUUGACUUUUGAUAUGACAUCUUCCAGGGAGCCCCCAAGAGGAUCUUAUUACCUAAACAGCCGUGCUGCUCUGUUUCAUGCAUUUCAUUGAGAGGAGAAAAAUAUUCAAUCAUUUUAAGGUAAAAGGGGCACAUGGUCCGAAGGGAAUUUUCAUCCGCGUCAAAUGAAAAGCUUAAUGAAACACAGCGUCUGCAGUUCAUAGUGAAUAAUUUUAGGGAUACAAAACAGCCAAAGGACAGAUAAAUAUUCAAAGGAUCCAUCUAUUUUACUACACCGACUCCUAACCUUAAACAGUAGAUACUAAAAAGAAAUGGUUUCUUAAUUCCAACCAAACCUUUUAGACCCGAUGGGUCUUCAAGCUUUCUCUGAUGUCACCUACAGUUCAGGUGCGGGAAGGUGCCCGAUUGGUCUUUUUCUCUGGUCUUGUCAUAUAAUGAAUCAGGCCCCUUGUGUUUGUGGAGCAUUGCACCUGGUCCUCCGGCAAAAACUCAGCAGACUGCGAGAGAAAAUUUCAACUGUUGCAGUCAUUAGAGCUGAUUGAAUUUGUGGAAAUGUAUUCAGACUGCACCAGUUGAAGAGAAAUGGACACAGGAAUUGGUGUUGAAAGGCAUUUUGCACUUGUGGCCGUGUUAAAAGAAAAACCUCAACACAGCUUGAGCUUAAAUAGCUACAUUUGUUGUUCUGUAGGUGAAUCCCAGAUGCUUUGCAUUUGAUUAACAUUGUAUAUUGGCUUGUUGCAACUAGGGAUGUCAGUUUGAUCAGCUUGGUUUUUAAUUUUGCAUUUGAUCGGACAACACCUGUUAACCAAAAACACAUGAAAUACAAGAGGCCCUUCUUUUAGUCUCGUGUUCAACUGCCUCAGUGAGCUUUAGUGCUGCAUUUCAAAGUGCUAUUUAUUUAGUGGUGGUGAAACUUAAAUUUUUUGUGUUGUUAAUGUCAUGGCUAUUAUUUUAUUUUAUGUUGGCUUUGCUGACAGACAGCUGGCCAACUGUGUUAACAUGCAGAAACAUGCACACUGUUCAACCUCCGGUCUUCACUGGUUCCUGGCAGUGUUGCCAAUUUAGUGACUUUUCUGUCCCUCUUGGUGACUUCAAUUCUAAAAAGUGACUAGCAAUAAAUUUAGCAACUUUUUCAGAUCAUCAGUAAAAAAAAAAAAAAGAGAGCAUUAUUCUGUAAUAUAUUAACAUGCAAAGUAAUCGUAGUC
Messenger RNA from Plectropomus leopardus (leopard coralgrouper), 5160 nucleotides. RefSeq names its product ADAM metallopeptidase with thrombospondin type 1 motif, 3 (gene adamts3). The record is from RefSeq and is a predicted model, not a curated record. Gene Ontology annotation, biological process: extracellular matrix organization; proteolysis. NCBI's taxonomy places the organism in Eukaryota, Metazoa, Chordata, Actinopteri, Perciformes, Serranidae. Gene Ontology annotation, molecular function: metalloendopeptidase activity. Gene Ontology annotation, cellular component: extracellular matrix.